UUUUCCAACAAUGUCUUUCUCCAGCAACAACCCAUGUCACUCUAUUCUUUCCUUUGGCAAAAAUGGAAACUAGAACCCCUAACCGCUCAAUCGACCCCGAAACAGCUGGUUUACUUCGGAAGGCCACAGAACUCAAUCUAGCUCACGGAAUUGAAGUCGCCAUCUACAUCAAGAACAAAGAUCGAGAAAUGUGCUUUGUCACCAAAGAAAGCCUUGUUCCGCGCUGGGACGAUAAUUCAAAAAUCACCAAAAGGCAACUUGGGGAGCAGGAUUGUAAGCAUAGCGGCAGCUGGCUUCAUCUUGAUGCGGACUCUUCGUCGCCUUACAUAAGAUCUGGUCCCUGUUCCUUCGAGCCAGACCAUGAAGAGAUUAGGAUUGGCUCCGUACCGUCAAGCAGCCCCUCAAUUCAACGCGGUUCUACGAUUCAUUUCCCCAGCACUCCGAUCCUAGACAGCGUCGAAAAGCCAAGCCCUUUCUCUCCAGCCCUAUCGCCGUUGCCGAGCUAUCAGUCCUCGCUCGCAAGCAGUUCCCCAGCAGGUCUGUUGAGUGACCAGGUUGAUGCGGAUUCUUCUCAGCCUUAUCCUCAGCCUGAUCCUCAUCCCACAUUAUUACAACCUUGCUCCCCGGUGGAAAAGGGC
Messenger RNA from Pyricularia grisea, 638 nucleotides. RefSeq lists its product as uncharacterized. The annotation marks the transcript as partial. The transcript has a single exon. The record is from RefSeq and is a predicted model, not a curated record. Lineage: Eukaryota; Fungi; Ascomycota; Sordariomycetes; Magnaporthales; Pyriculariaceae.